Lymnaea stagnalis (great pond snail) is the source of this 7130-nucleotide messenger RNA. NCBI's taxonomy places the organism in Eukaryota, Metazoa, Mollusca, Gastropoda, Lymnaeidae. The record is from the annotation of a GenBank genome assembly.
CGCAGUUGACACAGGUAGAAGCGACGCCUGACUUAGUUCCCAAAAUGGCUGUCCAAGCCAGGUCACGGAGCGUUCAUUUCCUGGUUUUGUUAUCUGUUUUAACUUCAUCAUUUUUGCAAACUAGGGGAUUGGGUAAGUUGAACAACUUUGCAGAAUCUAUUGGUGUACGUUAGCAUGAAGUUCUGUUAGAAGAUUUUAUCGUUAAACGUAAUUUUAAUCCUUUUUUCAAUGUCAACAAAUAGGCUUGUUUAGUUAGCGAGACAGCACAGAUGCAGGCCGACUACUGACGUAAAUGCUGUAAAAAAAAUAUUUAUAUAAACUAAGCCAAUACAAAUGUAAAGAUAUUUACUAUUAUUUAUAUAAUGAAAGAACAAUAGAAAUCCGUAAAUGAUAUUUAUGAACACCAAUAUUAAUAUAGAUAUAACCUGUGGAAAUGAUUAGUAUUUUCAAUGUUUUAUCAUUUCCUAGAGUCAAACAACCGUUGCCUUUCAUUUACUGAAGUUCCAUUCUCGAUCAAUCCAUUCAAUGAUCAUUACAUUCAUGAUCUAUGCUACAUUGUUAUUGUUAAUUCAAUCAUGUGCUCUAUUUCUAUACAUUUUAUUAAGUUUAGUUCAUAUUGAAUUAUGAAAAUACCCAACUAAUAUCCCUCCCCCCCCCAAAUAGCAAUAUGAAUGUGCUGUGAUUAUAUGACACCUACACAGUUUUAACUCCACCCCCCACCCCCCAACUGUGACCAAUGUUCCCUCUAAGGUUUGCUGGUUCGUGUGCAAAAUCAUAAAGUUAUGUGCAAAGUUUUACAGCAUCAAUUUUGUUGUGUGCACAAUUGUACAGUCCACAAACAGAAACACACAUGAAACUUUUAUGCGCGGAUACUCAAACUGCUGCGCGGCGUCUGUGAGAUAGAUGCGCAGGCACGCAGCUUAAAGGGAACAUUGACUGUGACCUAACAGAAUUGUGCUGUGAUUAUGUGACUACCUACACAGUCUAAAUUCCACCCCUCCCCACUCUUAACUGACAGAAAUGUGCUGAGAUUAUAUGACUACCUACACAGCCGAGAUGUUCAUAAUGUCCCAAGUUUUACAAAUUACAUUUGACAUAACGUGUAUUAGCCAAAUAUUAAUUAUAUGACGUCAAAUGUCACUGGUUAGUGACGUCAUUUACUGAUACAGUUUGCAUCAAAAUAAGACGAAUUCAGUCUUGAAUGUCAAUCAGAUACGUACCAAGUGGGAUAAUACCCUUAGACCAGUGCUGUCCAACCAUUUAGGCAGUUGCAAGAUGGCCUAAAAUAAGAAUGAGAUUUUAAAUUAAAAUACGCUGAAAAUUAUGUUCACCCUUGCUUGCGCCAUUGCCCCCAUCGUGGCCUUUUUUAAAAAUGACAAUCAUUUUGAUUGAUUGGAGCAAAUUUCUGUGACUUUUACAAAAUAAUCAACAGCUUGGUAAGUUAAUCGGUGUUUCAUUAAGGUUAUGCUCAUUAUAAACUCGGCGGUUGUCCUUCUCCAGAGUCCUAAUGUCACGGCACAGCAGUUGCAGAGCUCUGGUUCCAGAUAUCAUCUUUUAAUGUUAUGGAAUGAUUUUUUAUUUUAAUUUUCUGCUUGUAGGGCCGUCGAGUGGGCCCCGGACAGUUUAGGGCAGUGUGCCCCGAACAGUUUAGGGCAGUGGGCGCCGGACAUUUUAGAAAAGUUGUGAUGUGGAUCAUCAUCAUUAUUAUUUUAAUAUCAACUUUGAAUGCAACACAAAAAAAAGGGGUUGGGGGGAUGCAAAACCGAAAAAUUGGCACGGUCAAGGUGCCUUGGAAAGUCAACCGCUCUGCUGCUUAUUUGUUUUAAUAAUAAUUGCAUGUUACACUUCAAACUAUUUGUAUGUUAAAGACGUAAUAUAUUAUAAAUAUUAUUUCUUGACAUUUUACAGAGCAAUUUUACGGAUCAUGCGGCUCAACAUACGACUUGAUGCAAACAAACACACAGUCAGCCAUUUUGAAAGUGGCCAUGCCGGCAAGCAUGAAAGAAUAUCAAGACCCCACCAGAAAUAUACAAUGUGAUAUAAUCAUCACAUUUACAUAUGGUAUGAACUUGCUCAUAGAGCUCUACUACUUGGACAUUAUUCCACUGAGCAGCGACCGGAAGUCAUGUAUCACAGGGCUGGAGAUAUUCGACCAGCAAGGCAGAAAAUAUUAUGGUAAGCAUAUAUACCUUUUGACUUAUGUAGUGGAAAUCAUAAGAUGUGGGUUGUAACCAUAGUCCUGGAAAUAUCCAAUUUCUGAUUUCAAUGCGCAGUAUGUAAAUGUCUUGGUAUUCCCCACUGUCAGGCUGUCCCCGACCAUUAGUCUGUCAUGUUCCAUUAGUCUGUCCCGCCAUCAUUCUGUCAUUACCAGCAGUCUGUCACCAUCAGUUUGUCAUCACCGUCAGGCUGUCCCUACCAUCAGGAAGUCCCAAAUGGGAUCAUCAUCUCCCUUUGAUCAAUCUCACCCCUCCAAAUACUUCCAUCCCAACCUCUUACUCAUUUUGUAUUUAACUUCCUUUUAUUGAAGAAUGGAACCAAUAAAUUUUGAAUAUUAAUAUUACCCUUACAUUUGUAAAAGGUUAACUUAUUCCGUUUCUAUUUAUAAUUCAGGAAGUCGACUUUGCAUGGAGGCCUGGGAGUGGGAGGAGCAACAUCAACAGAUGAAACAACCAAAGCUUGUGGUUGAAAGUUCACCACUCACAUUCCGCUUGAUCAGCGGGGGUCCCUACAAGGGAGAAGGUUUCAGGAUUCACAUCAACCAGUUUAGGCCCUAUUGUAAGUUGUCAUAGGCAUUGUUUGUCUUAUUUUUAUGCACACCUAGUAAGGCAAGAUGGUUUUCUAGUGCAGAGUAUAGCAUUUAUUUAAUUUAUUAUGAAACAAAAUACAUUUCCAGCAUCUACUGGAAGUAAUCAAUAUUGGAAAACAACAUGUAAUAUGUUGGCACUGUCAUUGCACAAUUCAGUCAGUUCCUUUAUUUUUACCCAACAAAAAUUAAUUAAAAAGUUGUAUUUCAUGGAAGCCUCCUUGCAUCCUAAUUCAGGGCCUUGCUAUACAAGAGAGUUCCGCUGUGAACAAGUUCAGCGAUGUGUCCAUGAUGACCUAACUUGUGACGGAUGGGAUGAUUGUGGUGACAACUCUGAUGAAAUGGAAGAUGCUGGCUGUCACCUGUUGACGGCGUCGGAAAUCUGUGGCAUUAUUAUUGGUAUACUUCUGCUGCUCGGCACAGUUGUUGGAACUGUUCUGUUUUUCUGGACUUACCACAGACUUAGUCAAGAAUAUGGAAUGGUAAGAAAUAUCUUUAUCUCUAAGAAAAAAAGUUUAAUAUUUUUCUGAAAUGGAAUAUUUAGUUGAAUAACUGUUGACUAGUAUUUUCCUCAUCAUCAAUUUUUGAGUAUGUUUAAAGAUUAAAAAAAAUUAUGGCUUUUUUUUUACAAAUGCCAUGAUAUUUUUUAAUUUUUUUUAACCCUCGAAAAUUCUGUUUUAUAUUUAUGUGUUUAUUGUUUUAUUUCUAAAAUUGAUUACUUUGCAGUGUGCACACAAUGUUAGUUUGAACUUCUUUAACAUUUCAUAAUAAUUUUAAAAAUGUUGUUAAAACUUUUUCAUGAAAUCUCAGUUUCAAAGAUCAAACAUAAAAUAUAGCUACAUGGCUGUGUACUAAAAAUGCUUAGAUUGAUCUAUGUACUAAAAAUGCUUAGAUUGAACUGUGUUCUAACAAUACUUAGAUGAAACUGUGCACUGGCUCAAAGGUAAUUUAAAGGAUUUUAUUAUUUUAAUAACUAUUUUAUAUCCUUGAAAAAAUAUUGACUUUAAAUAAAUGAUUGUUUUCUUGUGUAACAGAGAUCAGAGUCCAAAGUUCCCAUUUCUAUGGAUGAAACAAAGUCCAGCAUAGAUAUUAAUUUUUCAUACCCACGGAGAUACAACUCAAAGGAAUCUCUGGGUGUAAUUUCUCGCUCAACUGCACCUACCUUGAGGAACAAACAGUAUUCAGAGAACUCUCUGGACAAGGCAGAUCUGGAAAAAGCUGAUGGGUGAGUGAUUGGUUUAAGCAAGAUAGCUUUUUAAAUAUGAGAUUAAAAAUAUAAGGUAGUGAAAUGUUAAAUAUUAGACAGUGAUUUGUAAACUAUAAGAUAGGCAAAAAGGAAAUUAAAUAUUCGAAGAGUAAGAGGUCAAAUUUUAUUAAGUUAAAUAUUAUGAUGGUGAGGAGCUUGGUGAUUAGUUAUCAAUGGGGAAUGACCGAAGGACAGUUAUGUAAUAGUAAUAGUAGUUCAUUAUCCAUGUCAAUCAUCAUAGUCAAAAGAGGAGGAAAAGGUGAGAGCAAUUGCACAACAUGUAUCUUUUGGUUUUUAAAAAAUUUUAUAUUUUAUUUUUUCAAAAUUUUCUUCCAAGUUGUAAAAGAAAUUUCAUUUGAAAUUUAUAUAAAAUAUUUCAUGGGUCGUUAAUACUAUCAGGUCCACACUAAGCCUGAUUUUUUUUUGCAGACUUUGCAGAGACAAAUUUAAAUUGACAAGUUUGAUUUUAUAAAUAAUUGCUUUAGUGUGGCUAAUUAUUAUAUUAUGACCCAUGGACUGUUCAUUUAUUAAUUAAAUAUAUGUUUCUCUGCUUUCAAUUUUAUCACAGCCUUUUACUUGGUUCCAGAGUUUUCAACAAGGCAUCUGACAACGCCUCUGAACGAUCCUAUCGCUCCAAUCCAAAAAGGACUCAGGCACUGACACAAAGCAGUGAUGAACCAGAGCCAAUAAAAAAAUCUGGCCAAUAUUCUUACAGGAAGGGACGUAAUUCUUCACAGACAAGUUUGAACCGUGAUAAAGGGAACCCACCAGUUAACGGUGUGGAUAAUGAUGGAAUGGGAAGCAAUCGUGGCAGUCAAGAAAAAGAUAGACUAGGAAGUAGGGAGAGGGAUAGGAGAUCGCCUGACAGAGACAGGAUUUAUGACAGUGAUGAGGAGAGGCGGUACAGGAGGAGGAGCCGGGACAGGAGCAGGGACAGAAGCAGGGACAGAUACUACAGUGAUGAGGACAGUGAUUAUGAAAGAGACAGAGACCGCCGAAGAAGAAGGAGGAGCUAUGACAGAUACAGCGAUGAGGACAGCGAUUAUGAGUAUGAGAGAGAGAGAAGACGAAGGAGCAGAGAUCGAUACCGUGACAGGUAUGAUAGAGAUGACAGCGAUGUAGAUCGGCCGUCUCGUGUUCAUGACAAUAAAGUUGCUGGCGAGGAUGAUCUGCCACCACGACGACGUGACAGUCGUGAACGAGACCGUUAUAGAGACCGUGAUUAUGAUGGCAGAAGAAGUCCAAAUGAUGAUGAUGAUGACAGGCCUCGUCGACGAAGUAGAAGGAGUUACAGUGGUGACAGAAAGCGAGACUCCUAUAGAGAUUCAUACGACGAUGAUGAUAGACGUCGAAGAAGUCCAGACCGCAGACGAAAUGAUGCACUUCCACCUCUUGGUCCUGACAGAAGAACAAAGAGCAGAGAAAGUCUUGAGAAACAUGAGGAUGAGCCUUUGCCACCCCCUCCAACAGGGGAGGAGAUUCGGCGCAUGGAGUUGGCCAAGCAGCUUGCAGAAGAAGCAAAACCUUAUGUUCCGCCACCAAAGGAAAAAUGGGAACCGUUACCCAAACCAAAACCUCUAGAGCCGUCUGCCCCUGCUGUGUCAUCUGUCACUGAACCUAUCAGGUCACCGUACGAUCCUCAUAAACAAAGGAAUGAUGCUUCUAAAUCCCAAUAUGAACCUGCUAAGCCACAAAAUGAGCCCACUAGACAAAGGAAUGAUGCGCCUAAAUCGCAAUACGAACCCACUAGGCCACAUAACGAUAUCCAAGGGGAUCCUCCUAAACAAAAAUAUGUGCCACCUAAAUCCCAGUAUGAGCCACCUAAAUCCCAAUAUGAGCCACCUAAAUCCCAGUAUGAGCCACCUAAAUCCCAGUAUGAGCCACCUAAAUCCCAGUAUGAGCCAGCUAAGCCACAGGCAGAACCACCAAAAUCUAAGUGGGAGCCACCAUCUAAGAAUAGAGAAUCUGCUAAACCGGCUGAGCAGCAAAAAGCUGAGCCUGUAGAUGAUACCACCAGGAGGCGCAGCACCAAUGACCGCAGGGAGAGAUAUUCCAAAAACCGCUGGACGCCCAAGAGCAGGCAUGAAGAUUCCCCUCCUCCAGUUUAUGAGGAUGUGGCUCCAGCUACAGCUUUUGUUAAAAUUGGAUACAAGGAGGAAUCUGUAUAAACAAUGUUAGCUGGGACUAGCCUUUAAUUUAAUUGCUUGUUUUAUAGUGUUGUAUGUUGAAGAUAAGAUAUUGAUUUUUCAAACACAAAUUUUUUGUAUAUUAUUAAUAUCUUUGUAUUAUUUGCUAAAGUGACCUCAUGUUUUUCGACAUACUAAUAAUUUAAUGUCAUUUUUGUAUCUAGCAGACCUCUUCAACCAAUGAGGUAAUAUUAGAUUCUUCCAAAAUCGAAUAAAAAUGAAGUAACGGCAGCAGAUGGAAAGCAUAGUUUACUUUAUUUCAGCAGAGCCUUUUUUAAUACCACACAAUAAUAAUUGCCAUGAUUUAAUUCAACCAUAUUUUUAUUUAGUCCACUGUUUCUUUUUUCAGAAUGCCUUUAAAGUUUCACUGUAUAUAUUUCCUUACCUAUUUUAUUGUAUAAAUAACAAAAGCACUUAACAUGUUAAUUUACUGAAGAUAUGCUCAAGAAAAUAAUAAUCCAACAGCUGUUAAAAUGUUUUGUAAUGGUUUAUUUUUUAUAUGUUUACUUAUUUGACGUUUGCACUCUCAAUAGGGCUGUUCCAAUCAUGGCUGGACCAAUAGCUUUCGAUUUUUAAAUAUUGUUUUGAUGAUUGCCGGCAGACACACUCCUGAUUUCAUCAGAUUAAAUUUGCAAUAAAAUAAUAAAUAAAUCGAAAAGCAAAAUUAUGGAAACAAUUCGCCAAGAUUUUUUCCUUUGUCAUGGAGAUUUAAUUGGCCAGAUGGGUUUAAUGAGAAAAAACGUUCUUAUUUUAAGGUUUAAUUUAGCUCUUGUAAAUAUUUAUUUAAAUCACAUCUCUUGGUGUAAAACUGUUGUACAAAUUUUGAUCCUAAUUUUUUUUACAAGUGCUUUCCUUUCUUUGCUAUUUUUUGUUGUUUUUAUUUGUAGGUAAUGCC